AUGGAUUUUCUCAAGAGCGCCCUCAAGGAGCAGGCUGAAAAGUACGCCAGCCAAGCCGCCGACAACGAUGAAGACAAGGAGGUCCUCCAAAGCUCUGCACAGGCCGUCCAUCAAUCCGGCGUCGCCACACCCAAAGAAUCCGACAUCCACGCAGCCAGCGCCGCCCACGAGAAGGUCUACCAACAAGGCAACACCGCCGAAGCCACAGACGAUGAGCUCGGAAAGGCUGCCGGUGUCCAAGCCUUCAAGGCCUACGAAAAUUCUGAAGACGAUGACGAUGAGAGCGAUCGUUCCGGUGGUGGUGGACAGGGCAAGUUGGUCCAGAUGGCCAUGGCGGAGGCUAUGAAGAUGUUCUCGGGCGGUGGAGGCCAAGAUAAGGGCGCUGUUGUUCAGUCGGCGAUUGCGAUGGCUAUGCAGUUGUUUGCUGGCAAGUCUGGUGCCGGCGGUGGAGGAGUCGCGCAGUUGAUGGCUAUGCUUGGAGGUGCAAAGAAGGGUGGGGACGAUGGUGAGCAGGGCGGAAGCGGUGGAAUGAUGGGUAUGCUUGGACAGGCUGCUUCUAACCCCCAGGUGUCUAGCAUGUUGAAGAAGUUCAUGUAA
Linnemannia hyalina is the source of this 597-nucleotide messenger RNA. The record is from the annotation of a GenBank genome assembly. NCBI's taxonomy places the organism in Eukaryota, Fungi, Mortierellomycota, Mortierellomycetes, Mortierellales, Mortierellaceae.